Erpetoichthys calabaricus (reedfish) is the source of this 850-nucleotide messenger RNA. Its product is annotated as achaete-scute homolog 5-like. Gene Ontology annotation, biological process: regulation of transcription by RNA polymerase II; developmental process. Gene Ontology annotation, molecular function: RNA polymerase II transcription regulatory region sequence-specific DNA binding; protein dimerization activity; DNA-binding transcription factor activity, RNA polymerase II-specific. The record is from RefSeq and is a predicted model, not a curated record. Lineage: Eukaryota; Metazoa; Chordata; Cladistia; Polypteriformes; Polypteridae. The coding region runs from base 156 to 683 and encodes 175 amino acids. The transcript has 2 exons.
UGCGACAGGUGGGGCGCUUUGUUUUACUAACUGCGUCUCCAUAUUUAUAUUCAAACUGUUUUGCAUAAAAAUUUCCUUUAUAUUAGAGGUUUUGUUAAGAGCUUCAGACAUCACUUUAGGAGCAGCGGACUCGUCGACUGAACGGCUGGCAGAAAAUGGAAACGGACAAUUACGGUCUUUGCACCCUGACGCCCGCUCCUCUUGCCGGCGUCAAUCUUUCCCAGCCGGCACCGUCCAGUUCUUCUGGCAUUUUGCAAGCUUUUGAGAGGCCGGUGAACUUCAUGGACGAGUUCUCCCCGUUCCCCGUCCACUGCCAGCGCACAGAGCAUCAUUACCCCUACGCUGAGUGCCUGUACGGCGACUGCUACGACAACGCGUUUUUCUAUCCGGUGUCUGCUCCGAAUUUUGGCCAUUACGACUCCCAGCACGAACCGGCGUUCAUCCGCAAAAGAAACGAAAGGGAGAGACAGAGAGUCAAGUUCGUGAACGAAGGCUACGAGAAACUUCGGCAGCACCUGCCCCAGGAGUACGCACAGAAGAGACUCAGCAAAGUUGAGACACUGCGGGCCGCCAUAAAGCACAUCAAACAUCUGCAGGCCUGCCUGCGCGUCGACGGCGCGGCUGCGUCCGGUAUGGGAGCGGAGGGAGCCGCUCGUACUGAGGCUGUGAUGCACGGAUGUUGACACAAGUUGUGAUGUGCUUUAAAUAAUUUCAGCGGUGCACAUUGCUCAUUGUGUCCCCGUUCUUGUAGUGCGUGAGCUGACAACAGUUUUUUACAAAGGGAACGCACUGAAAAAAGAUGUUGCAGAUAAGAGCGCUCUUUUAGGAAGAUCAACGGAAACUGCAGAGA